CAACCUUUAGCCUUGUAACCGUCUUCUCACUUAUUCAUUUGUAAGCGUCUUUGCCUUGUGAGCAUUUAAGUGUUGCUUGCUGUCUGGUGGGCACAGUUACUAGUGCAGCUUUUACACCAGAUGAUCACACUCAAGCAAGAGGGACGAUGGAAACCAUUGAAGUUAAAGAAGGGGGAUCCAAUAGGCCCAAAUGGAGCAGGCAGAUAGAGUUCACACUGGCUGGGAUCGGCUAUGCUGUUGGGCUUGGAAAUGUGUGGAGAUUCCCGUAUUUGUGCUACAGGAGUGGUGGAGGUGCUUUUCUCAUCCCUUAUUUCAUAAUGUUGGUAUUGGUCGGAAUCCCUCUUCUUUACAUGGAGCUUACUCUUGGACAGUACUUACAGCUGGGACCCAUUCAUGCCCUGGCUAAAGUUUGCCCUUUGCUUAAAGGUGUUGGCGUGGCGACGGUGGCUAUUUCUUUCAUCAUGUGUACCUAUUACAAUGUGGUCAUCACCUGGGCCCUCUAUUAUCUCUUCAGCUCAUUCCAGAGCCCGCUGCCCUGGCAAAGCUGCAACAACACCUGGAACGUUAUGGAAAACUGCACAGACCAUCUCUCCAACAGGAGCGCCGGCACAACCACAGCCAGCCAACAGUUCUUCAACUACAGAGUGCUGGAGAGGACUGGGGGUGUGGGUGAGGCCGGGACCCUGCGCUGGGAGCUGUUUUGCUUGCUGUUCCUCGCCUGGGUUCUCAUUUAUUUCUCUAUAUUCAAAGGAGUCAAAUCUACCGGCAAGGUUGUAUAUUUCACGGCACUCUUUCCUUAUGUGAUAUUACUGGCCCUGCUGAUUAAUAAUGCACAACUCCCUGGUGCUAUUGAGGGAAUUAAAUUCUUCAUUAUUCCUGAGUGGGAGAAACUUGCUGAAGUUGAGGUUUGGGUCAAUGCUGCGGCCCAGAUCUUCAACUCCAUUGGAAUAUCCUUUGGUUCCCUCAUUUCAAUGUCCAGCUAUAACACCUUCAACAACAAUAUUUUAAAAGACACCCUGGCGAUCUCCAUUACUAACUCUGUUACCAGUAUCUUAGCUGGGUUUGUUAUCUUCUCUGCAUUUGGGUACAUGUCCUACCUUCAGAAUGUCCCGGUCAGUAGCCUCGCUGUUGAUGGCCCGGCACUGGUGUAUGUCGUUUACCCACAAGCCUUUGCCAACAUGCCGGUGGCUCCUCUAUGGGCUGUGCUGUUCUUCAUCAUGCUGAUCUGCUUAGGGCUGGACAGUCAGUUUGCAAUGGUGGAGGUGAUGGUUACCAGUCUUAUGGAUGGUAUUGGGAGCUGCAUACUGAAGUAUCUGAAACGUAAAGAGUUUGCUGUUCUACUCGUCUGCACCACAGCCUUUUUACUUGGCAUUCCUCAUGUCAUGCAGGCUGGGAUUUACACCUUCCAGUUAAUGGACCAUUAUACUGCAAUAGUGUCUGUCAUGUUCAUAGCGUUCUUCGAAGUGGUUGCGGUAUGCUGGGUUUAUGGUGUUCCGAGGCUCUCUCAGAAUGUGGAGGAGAUGUUAGGGAAGAAGCCGAAUCUCUUUUUCAGGAUCUGCUGGAUGGUUGUGUCCCCUCUGUUUGUCACGAUAAUCUUGGUUUUCACCGUUCUGCAGUUCAAACCAGCCCGCUAUGAGGGUAAUGUCUACCCGCCCUGGGCUCAGGGGAUCGGCUGGGUGAUCUGCAUGGCGUCUAUUAUCUGGAUUCCACUCGGCGCUGUCCAUACACUGUGGACACUUAAAGGAUCCUUCAAAGAGAGACUCAUUAAGUCAGUCACUCCUUUCUCUCUUGACAAGUUCUCCAAAUGGUCCAGAGAGUACUCAGGGCUGCACUCGCUGUACCCAGACAUUGCUGUGAUUUGCACAUCAUUCUCUGGGCUGAAGAGACCAUCCAAAGACACGCAUUUCUGAAUGGAAGUGUUUCAUGAUAAUAGGUCCUAUUUACAACUGUGACGGAUUUGACAUGAUUCCUGUGUACUGAUGUUAUCUCAUCAGGACAUGUUUUUUUUUUUAAUAUAGUGUUUCAGAUCUUGCAGAUGUGUAAUAUUGUUGUUUCUGUUUAGAUCGUAAAAAAAAAAAACUAUUCUGAAAAAUGUGACGACAUAAAGUAUUUCUUUACUUAUACAGAACAUUUGUCACUGUACCACAUCCUUUUAUCUCCAAUACUUUUUGUAUUGUAUUGUAAAGACAAAUUGGAUUUAAUUCAAAAUAAAGCAGCCUCAAACUUGUAUUAAUAAAACAACACUACGUCUUACAACAACGGAAACACUGAGCACGUAUGUAACUGGAAGUAUAAAUUAUAUUCUAAAGGAGACAACAUUGGCUCUUUAAUGUCAGUAUUAAGUGAGGUUUAUUCACAACUAAUGAUGCACAGACUGAGUUGUUAUUCCCUAAUGAAUUCAUAUGAAUUGAUUAGACCUGGCCCCAGGCAUGAAUAAACAGGGCUAAUAAAUUAUUAGUUAUUUAGAUUUAUUUUCUCAAACUCAUACUGAAAAAAGACGGAUAACAGAAAAAGGGCCACAGAAUUACAAUAGGGUUGAGUUUCUGUGGAAUUUCACUGGAUGUAUACUUUUCUGUUAGUCCUAGUUAUUUUAGUCUUGUGGAUUGCUGUAUUCUGUAGGUGGUGAAGUCACUUUGCAUUUUAUGCUUACUUACCAUAAUGUGUUCUAAAAACAAUAAAAAUCUUUCUUUUUUAAUUUGA
Molecule: messenger RNA, 2700 nt
Organism: Acipenser ruthenus (sterlet)
Lineage: Eukaryota; Metazoa; Chordata; Actinopteri; Acipenseriformes; Acipenseridae
Product: sodium- and chloride-dependent GABA transporter ine-like
Exons: 13
Coding region: 147-1910 (587 amino acids)
Biological process (GO): sodium ion transmembrane transport
Cellular component (GO): membrane
Source: RefSeq, a predicted model, not a curated record